AUGACAGCAAGAGAGCACAGCCCUCGCCACAGUGCCAGGGCCCGUGCGAUGCAGCGGGCUUCCACCAUCGAUGUGGCCGCCGACAUGCUUGGCCUCUCUCUGGCAGGAAAUAUGCAAGAUCCAGAUGAGCCCAUUUUAGAAUUCAGCUUAGCUUGCAGUGAGCUGCAUACUCCAUCGCUAGAUCGAAAACCAAAUAGUUUUGUAGCAGUGAGUGUAACCACCCCUCCUCAGGCAUUCUGGACGAAGCACGCACAAACGGAGAUCAUUGAGGGAACCAACAAUCCUAUAUUUCUAAGCAGUAUUGCCUUCUUUCAAGACUCUCUUAUCAAUCAGAUGACCCAAAUCAAACUCUCUGUGUAUGAUGUCAAAGAUAGAUCUCAGGGAACAAUGUAUUUACUGGGCUCUGGAACCUUCGUUGUCAAGGAUCUGCUCCAGGACAGGCAUCAUAGAUUGCAUUUAACACUAAGGUCUGCAGAGAGUGACCGCGUGGGUAACAUCACCGUGAUCGGCUGGCAGAUGGAGGAGAAGUCGGACCAGCGGCCCCCCGUGACCCGGUCUCUGGACACCGUCAAUGGGAGGAUGGUUCUGCCCGUUGAUGAGAGCUUGACCGAGGCCUUGGGAAUCCGAUCCAAAUAUGCUUCAUUGCGAAAAGACACUUUACUGAAAUCGGUGUUCGGCGGCGCCAUCUGCCGCAUGUACCGCUUCCCAACCACUGACGGCAACCACCUGAGGAUCCUGGAGCAGAUGGCGGAGAGUGUGCUCUCCCUGCACGUGCCCCGGCAGUUUGUGAAGCUCCUGCUCGAGGAAGAUGCGGCCAGAGUGUGUGAACUGGAGGAGUUGGGGGAUCUGUCCCCUUGCUGGGAGAGCCUCCGGCGCCAGAUUGUCACUCAGUACCAGACUGUCAUCCUCAUAUACCAGGAGAACCUGACCGACCUCCAUCAGUACAAAGGUCCCUCAUUUAAAGCAAGCAGUUUGAAAGCAGACAAAAAGUUAGAAUUUGUUCCCACAAACCUGCACAUACAAAGGAUGAGAGUUCAAGACGAUGGAGGAUCAGAUCAGAACUACGACAUCGUCACCAUCGGAGCGCCAGCAGCACACUGCCAAGGUUUUAAGUCAGGAGGUCUCCGUAAAAAGCUGCACAAAUUUGAAGAGACCAAGAAACACAGUUUUGAGGAGUGUUGUACAUCAUCCAGCUGCCAGUCCAUAAUCUACAUACCACAGGACAUCGUCAGAGCCAAGGAGAUCAUUGCCCAGAUCAACACCCUGAAAACCCAAGUGAGUUACUAUGCAGAGCGGCUCUCAAGGGCAGCCAAGGAUAGGUCUGCCACUGGCCUCGAAAGAACACUCGCCAUCUUGGCAGACAAGACCCGGCAGCUGGUCACCGUCUGCGACUGCAAGCUGCUGGCCAACUCCAUCCACGGGCUGAACGCGGCACGGCCCGACUACAUUGCCUCCAAGGCCUCCCCCACCUCGACUGAGGAGGAGCAGGUGAUGCUUAGAAACGACCAGGACACCCUCAUGGCCAGGUGGACGGGGAGGAACAGCCGGUCUUCUCUGCAGGUGGACUGGCACGAGGAGGAGUGGGAGAAAGUGUGGCUGAAUGUCGACAAGAGCCUAGAGUGCGUCAUCCAGCGGGUAGACAAGCUGCUGCAGAAGGAGCGCCUGCAUGGCGAGGGCUGCGAGGACGUCUUCCCCUGCGCCGGCAGCUGCACCAGCAAGAAAGGUAAACGGGCCAGCCACGCCUACUGGAUCAGACCGGAGGACCCCUUCUUCGAUGUCCCCUCCUCGCCACGCCCCUCCACCAUGCCCUGUGCCGCAUGCCGUCCUCACCCGGCCACACAUUGCAGCCCCCCUCCUGAAGAGUCCAGCCCAGGUGAAUGGAGCGAGGCCCUUUACCCGCUGCUGACCACCCUCACAGACUGCGUGGCCAUGAUGAGUGACAAGGCCAAGAAGGCGAUGGUCUUCCUGCUCAUGCAGGACAGCGCUCCCACCAUAGCCAUGUACCUGAGCCUGCAGUACCGCCGCGAUGUGGUCUUCUGCCAAACCCUGACCGCUCUCAUCUGUGGCUUCAUCAUCAAGCUGAGGAACUGCCUGCACGACGACGGCUUCCUGCGGCAGCUCUACACCAUCGGGCUGCUUGCCCAGUUCGAGAGCCUGCUGAGCACCUAUGGUGAGGAGCUGGCCAUGCUGGAGGACAUGAGCCUCGGAAUCAUGGACUUGAGGAACGUGACCUUCAAAGUCACUCAGGCCACUUCUAAUGCAUCAACUGACAUGCUACCCGUCAUCACCGGAAAUCGCGACGGGUUUAACGUGCGGAUCCCUCUGCCGGGCCCCCUGUUCGAUGCCCUGCCCCGGGAGAUCCAGAGCGGCAUGCUGCUGCGGGUGCAGCCCGUCCUCUUCAACGUGGGCAUCAACGAGCAGCAGACUCUGGCUGAGAGGUUUGGCGAUACUUCUUUACAAGAAGUUAUCAACGUGGAGAGUUUGGUGCGGUUAAAUUCCUACUUCGAGCAGUUUAAGGAGGUUUUGCCAGAGGAUUGCCUACCUCGAUCUCGGAGCCAGACGUGCCUGCCGGAGCUGCUGCGAUUCCUGGGUCAGAACGUGCAUGCCAGGAAGAAUAAGAACGUCGACAUUCUCUGGCAAGCUGCUGAGAUCUGCCGCCGCCUUAACGGGGUCCGGUUCACCAGCUGCAAGAGCGCCAAGGACCGCACGGCCAUGUCGGUGACGCUGGAGCAGUGCCUGAUCCUGCAGCACGAGCACGGCAUGGCGCCGCAGGUCUUCACGCAGGCCCUGGAGUGCAUGCGCAGCAUUGGAACACGGGAGGUAGUCACCCAGAAGAACUUGAGCGGCCUGGUGCCCAUCCGAGACUUAAGACUAGAUCCCAGCCUCCUCUGCUCCAUCCCUUUAUUGGCUCUGAGCCCCAAUUUACUGAUUGCGUGGCUCUUUCUGAGCAUAGCAUACCUGGUGGCCAAAUUGCGUUGCAAAUGAAUAUCAUGAUGAAAAAUUAGUAGUAAGUCACAAGAAAAACAAACGUGCCAGAAUAUGUCCAGCCACCGGGUACCUGACUGGACAGAAGGAAUGUGUCAGAGCGUGGUCUGCCGAGAAAUAUUUCAUGCCUUACAGUUGACGUUUUGUUGUUCUGAACUGUAUAUACCUGCCAAAUUAUUUCACGAAGAGGACUUGUUCUUUUACAUUCUGUAGCGUUUUCAGUGCUUGUAACAUGUUCUUACAGUGCCCUGUUACUGCAUUGUUGAGCUGGCCUGGAAUUACCUGUACCAAAUCCUUUCCUUCCGAUGUAAAACUAUUUAUUACCUGUAUAUCUCAUGUGCCCUGUUUCCAAGAGAAAGCAAUUCUGUCUGAAAACAAUUUGUAUAUUUGAUACUAUUCUUUAAAUGUACUACUAACCUUUCCUUUCCUUUUGAAGAGAAAUGAAAAGGAUAGAUGCUUUCUAACUGGCUCGUCUAGAUAAACCUAUUUAAUAGGACGUGUACUUUCUGCUUUCAUUUCAAAGCGUAGUCCCUUAAAUUACAGUAGCAAACAGUUUGCAGAAUCAUAACAUUUCCUUGCUUAUGUUUAUUAUUUCCAAUUCAGGAUGACACAAAGCUGUGAAUACCAUAGCACAUCAUACCAAGUCAGGCACAUAAAAAUAACAUAUUGCAUGUGACUUUCGAUUUACUCUUUU
Ceratotherium simum simum (southern white rhinoceros) is the source of this 3679-nucleotide messenger RNA. Lineage: Eukaryota; Metazoa; Chordata; Mammalia; Perissodactyla; Rhinocerotidae. The record is from RefSeq and is a predicted model, not a curated record.